AUGGCAUCUAUCCUCCAGAUCAAAUCACUCACGGCUUCUUCGUGGAACUCCAUCUUGAGACGCCACUCGCGGCUCGCUGGCCACAGCACAGCCUUCGCCCAGUUCAAGCUAAUGCUCCGAGAAGGCGUGGUUCCCGACAAGCACACCUUUCCUCUCCUCCUCAAAAUCGUCUCCGGUCAUGGCGGCAUCGACCUGGAUCAAAUCCACGCCCAGAUCUGGAAGUUUGGGUACACCUCCGACUCGUUCGUUCGGAAUUCUUUGGUAUCUGCCUACGCCAAGCGCGGCCGUUUACCCAUCGCCCGCAAUCUGUUCGAUGAAAUGCCAACGAGAGACCCCGUCCCUUGGACUGCGUUGAUGCGCGGUUGCAUACAGGAGAGUCGACCGUCUGAUGCUCUGGAACUAUUUCACAAGAUGAGAUGUUUGGGCAUUGAGAUCGACGAGGUGGUUAUCGUCAGUGUGCUCAAGUGCUGCGGACUGCUAGGGGACGUCUGGCUUGGCAUGUGCGUCCAUGGUUUCUACAUCGCGUGUGGGAGAGUGAAGUGGGAUCUGUUCAUUGGAAGUGCUCUUGUGGAUAUGUACUCUACGUGCGGGCGUUGCGAUGAUGCAAGGCGUCUGUUCGACGAAAUGCCUCACCGAAAUGUGGUCACUUGGAGCACCAUGGUUGCGGGAUAUGUUCAGUGCAAUAGACCGGCAGACGCUCUAUGUUUGUUCCAUGAUAUGCUCGUCGAAGGUGAAACACCAAAUGAAGUUACCAUCGUCAGUGCUUUGACAUCCUGCGCGCGAACGGGGGCUUUGGUUCAAGGAAGGUGGAUCCAUGGAUGCCUGAACAGAAGCAAGCUAGAAACAAACUCAUUCGUUGGGACGGCACUAAUAGAUAUGUACUCUAAAUGUGGAUGCAUAGACGAAGCUGUUGCGGUAUUUAACCGCUUGCCGCACAAGGAUGUAUACCCUUGGACUGCCUUGAUCAAUGGUUUGGCAAUUCAUGGAUGUGCCGCGGAAUGUUUGGAUCUCUUCUCUCGGAUGAUAAAGAGCGGAGUGCAACCCAAUGAGGUUACUUUCAUAGGUGUUCUUUCUGCGUGUUCUCAUCGGGGACUUGUAGAUCAAGGCACAUACCAUUUCAACUCUAUGCUAACAGAUUACGGCGUCGAGCCUAGGAUGGAGCACUACGGCUGUAUGGUCGACCUCUUUGGGCGCGCAGGGCUGUUCGAGGAAGCAUUGAAUUUGAUUCGAAGGAUGCCUCUUGAGCCGAGUGCUGGAGUAUGGGGAGCUCUGCUGAAUGCCUGCAUCAUCCACAGAAACUACAAGUUGGGUGAAAUAGUAGGACAGCAUCUGGUUAAAUUGGAGCCGGAUCACAGUGGCAGAUAUGCUCUUUUGGCUAACCUCUACUCGCUUGCGAAGAAACCGGGUAGUGAUGCUGAUCUAAGGAAAGCCAUGAAGGGGAGAGGGUUGGAGAAGAUGAGAGGGUCCAGUUGGAUCGAAGUCGAUAGCGCCCUUCGUGAAUUCGUUGCCACGGACGUGACACAUCCAGAAUCCAAGGAGAUAUAUCGAACUCUGGACGAGAUAAGCACCGUGAUGAAGCUCGAAAGCUAAGUUGCGGAUAGUUGUUUGACGAGGAAGAUGAAGUCUAGACAUGUUAACUUUAUGAUAUCUUUCUAUUUUAUUUUAUUGUGUUUUUCUUUUUAACAUGGAAAUAUUUUUCAAGCUGUUGCCCUUUUUGACAAAACGAUGAUUUCUUACA
Messenger RNA from Zingiber officinale, 1738 nucleotides. Its product is annotated as pentatricopeptide repeat-containing protein At1g50270-like. Lineage: Eukaryota; Viridiplantae; Streptophyta; Magnoliopsida; Zingiberales; Zingiberaceae. The record is from RefSeq and is a predicted model, not a curated record. Gene Ontology annotation, biological process: RNA modification. Gene Ontology annotation, molecular function: RNA binding; protein binding. The transcript has a single exon. Bases 1 to 1590 code for a protein of 529 amino acids.